Messenger RNA from Nematostella vectensis (starlet sea anemone), 2055 nucleotides. RefSeq names its product neurogenic locus notch homolog protein 1. Gene Ontology annotation, biological process: establishment or maintenance of epithelial cell apical/basal polarity; heterophilic cell-cell adhesion. The transcript has 5 exons. The coding region runs from base 157 to 1008 and encodes 283 amino acids. The record is from RefSeq and is a predicted model, not a curated record. Gene Ontology annotation, cellular component: plasma membrane; protein-containing complex. NCBI's taxonomy places the organism in Eukaryota, Metazoa, Cnidaria, Anthozoa, Actiniaria, Edwardsiidae.
GUUAUAGUGGGGGUUCAGUAUGUAUUAUACAGGUGAACGGGGGUCUGUCUCUGGGACGUACUUUCUUGAGACACCGCCGAAAAAGCAGCAGAAGCAAACAGAAGAGGCUCACAUUAAUAUUCUGAUAGUCUCAUUUAAGAAUACUGAAGAGCCAACAUGACAGUCUUAUAUAAGAAAGGCUUAGUCGUGUUCUGUAUUUUCGUGGGAUUACUCAGCCUUGGUUUAGCGCAAGGCGGGUUCACAUACGUCUCCUUCAAGAAGGAUCCAUCGAAGAGGCUUGCUAUCGCAAACGCUACACGACACAUGGUAAAGCGACUCGGGGAGUGUACGAAGAAAUGCAUUUUAGAUACCAAGUGUGUGUCGUUUAACUUUGAAAACAAGCUUUCAACUGGACUUGCUGAUAUCAUAUGCGAGCUUCUUAACACAGACAAGUACUUUUCCUCGACCCUGCUGAAAGAUGAUGAAAGUUUCGACUACUUUUACCCUCAGAACAAAUGCUUGAAGUCGCCACCAUGUCACAGCACAUCCUCAUGUCGCCCGCUGUACGAUCAGGACGAUUACUACUGCGCAUGCCCAAUAAACAGGAGCGGGAAACACUGCGAAACAGUUCUGACGCCUUGUCAGUACACUGUUUGCCAAAAUGGCGGUACCUGCUCGGAGAUAGACAGUACAAGAGCUUACUGUAGCUGCCCGCCGGGAUGGACUGGGUCGCGCUGCGAAGUGCCACGUCCAUGUGACCUGGUCACGUGUCAGCACGGAGGCACGUGCACAUCUAGUGGCAGUACCGCAACGUGCAACUGUAUCAGGGGGUGGACUGGGACCUAUUGUAACGAGUGCAAAAGCGGCAAGGUAACAACCAACGUCGGGUGUUGCGCAUUUCCCUUUUCUUUCGACUGGAGAGAUUACCACGCUUGCACUACAGACGGCUCAAAUAUAUUUACCCCUUACUUCUGGUGCUCAUUCCAACAUAACUAUGUGAACAAUGAUGCACAUUGGGGCCACUGUUAGGCCCAUGACUAUGACCGAUGUUCUCACAUGGAGCUUCUGAUAGGCCUAAUUCUGACUUACAAUGAUCUAGUUCGCCUAAGCUAGAGCAUUAAUGCACCGGCACGUCUAUUUUGAUGGCGUUAUGACGCUUUUUAUACAAUCCUUAAUCAGAUAGCCUAGCUUAACAGCUUAACAACAAACAACUUUAAAAAGUUUUUUUUAAUUUCCAUAUCAAUUCACAAAGAUAUCAAGUGAAUAUGUUCUAAUUUGCAAAAAAGGGUUUUUUUAAGAAAUAAACCUUUUUUUAGAAAAUGUUGCACAUGCCAAUGAAUGGUAAAAAUUAAAUGUUCAAAAAAGGGUGGCGGUCUUCUUGUACCUCGGUGUUUAAACAGAGACGUUAACCUCACGCCCUUCCCCCAAGUGGCCUUCAUUAACCCGUCAAACAAACAAAGUGUGAUUGUCAAAGAUUGAGACUCAGGACACAAAUAAGAUAACAGUGGAAUUGGAUUGCAAUAAAGUAUUAUACGCAGGGGCGGAUCUAGCUUUUCGCAAAAGGUUGGAUUUGGCUCAAUGACAAAAGGGGGGAUUUGGCUCAGUGACAAAAGGGGGGAUUUGGCUCAAUGACAAAAGGGGGGGAUUUGGCUCAGUGACAAAAGGGGGGGUUUGGCUCAGUGACAAAGGGAGUGGAAGUAUCUUUUUGUUCGUUUUUUAUGGCUUUCUGGGAGCCCCAAGGGGGGUUUAAUUCCCCUAUAACCCCCCCAGAUCCGCUACUAAUAUGCUAAAGUGUUGUUCACAGGCUAAUGUAAAUCACUCUAUAGCCAUCACUAUGUGAUCAGCUCCCGUUACUGCAAUGAGCUCCGCUGACAGGCACGCAGGCGCGUGCCACCACCGGUCACCUAAACACAGUAUUUGAUUCCUUUUCACCGUAAGUUUGUUUGCAUAUGCUAUCAUUGUGCCACCCUCUAGCUAAGCAAUAACGAUAUAGAAUGAGUCCGUAUGAUUCUUGCAUGCUCAUACCGGCAAUUUGCAUGAGAUUUUGUGAAAUGCGUAAUAAAAUUGGAAAAUGGA